AUGCAUCACUCGCAGCUGGCCCCGCUCCCGAGCAAUGUACCUUUUCGCAUUGUGUCCAGAACCAUUGGCCAGGGCGCCUAUGCCUGCAUCAAGAAAGCCUGUCCCCUCGACGAUGAUAACCCCGUCUUCGCCGUCAAGUACAUUCACAAAGAUUACGCCGCGCGCCACGGAAAGAUCAGCGCAAGACAACUGGCGAUGGAAGUGACGGUCCACAAGCACGUUUCUGGGCAUGGGAAUAUUAUCGAAUUCUUCACAACGGGGGAGGACGACGUGUGGCGUUGGAUCGCAAUGGAGCUCGCUGAGGGCGGGGAUCUCUUCGAUAAGAUCGAGGCCGAUGAAGGUGUCGGCGAGGACAUUGCUCACGUCUACUUUUCGCAACUCAUCAGUGCCGUUGGCUUUAUGCACUCCAAGGGUGUAGGACACCGAGAUAUCAAGCCUGAGAAUAUGCUGUUGACCGGCGAUGGGAAUCUGAAGAUCGCAGAUUUUGGUCUGGCCGCGCUGUUUGAGUAUAAAGGAACGCGCAAGAUGUCUACGACAUUCUGUGGCAGCCCACCGUAUAUUGCCCCGGAGGUCAUCUCUAGCAGUACUAAGGGUACCAACAAGGGAUCCGGGUAUCACCCGGACCUGGUUGAUAUCUGGUCUUGUGGUAUUGUGUUAUUCGUUCUUUUGGCAGGCAACACACCGUGGGAUAGCCCGACAGACGACAGUUAUGAGUAUCACGAAUAUGUAGCGACCAAUUCCCGCACAACAGAUGAGCUUUGGCAAAGGUUACCUUCCGCGACGCUAUCAUUGCUGCGCGGGAUGCUCACUGUGGACCCCAAGGGUCGGUUCUCGCUUGAAGAUGUCCGAAGACACCCUUGGUAUACUCGUGCCAAUAAGUUCCUGUCAAUCGAUGGCAAGCUGAGAGAUCCAAUCAAUCUCGCCACGUCGAUGUUCGAAUCGCUCCAUAUCGAUUUCAGUCAAGAUCCACUGUCUCGACCACGCAAAGGCACAGGGCGCAGCUUCGACCAGAUGGACAUGGACGUGGAAGAUAACACAACUGCGGGAUUUUCUUCCACGCAACCAGAGAUGCUCGGUGGUGGCAUGAUGAUGGACUGGGACAAUCCCCAAGCGGCGGAUGUGUUCUCCUCCACACAACCGCUGGGGAAACAAUUCGCUUCCCAGGAUGCAGUAAUGGCAGGUCACCUGGAGGACGAGCCGUCAAUGUCCCAAUUCUCGCAGCAGCCCUCAGUGCCAGUGAGUCGAACUCAGAACGCGCAAAAGUUCCAGGACAUCAUUCCCUCGCGCGCAAUGACGCGCUUCUAUUCCUCGUGGGAGCUUAAACUUCUUGUGCCGCUCAUUUGUGAGGCACUCCACCGACUGGGGGUCCCAGUUCCUAGUGUACCUGCCGUGACUGCCGGAGAUACCUCUGCACUGAUCCGAGUUACUGCCAAGGAUGGUCGAAUGUGUCCGCUUCAGGGCAAAGUGCUUAUCGAGUGUGUUUCCGAAGGGGUUUUCGAGGUUGAAUUCGUCAAAAUGAAAGGAGAUCCUUUGGAAUGGCGUCGGUUCUUCAAGAAAGUUGCUAUCCUAUGUAAGGACGCUGUCUUUCGCCCCGAUGAGUAG
Molecule: messenger RNA, 1602 nt
Organism: Penicillium salamii
Lineage: Eukaryota; Fungi; Ascomycota; Eurotiomycetes; Eurotiales; Aspergillaceae
Source: the annotation of a GenBank genome assembly